Ylistrum balloti is the source of this 921-nucleotide messenger RNA. RefSeq names its product transmembrane protein 41A-A-like. The transcript is spliced from 5 exons. The record is from RefSeq and is a predicted model, not a curated record. Bases 36 to 779 code for a protein of 247 amino acids. Lineage: Eukaryota; Metazoa; Mollusca; Bivalvia; Pectinida; Pectinidae.
UAAAGUUUCUAAAAGCGAAAGAAAAAGAGGAAAAGAUGGCGUCAAUAUUAUGGCUCCCAGUUAUUGUGUUAACUGCCACGGCAUACUUAUAUGUACUCUCUACAAAUCUUCCUGAAAUGGACUACACAGACAAAAACUGUACUAGUGAGGACCUGAAGUUCCCACGGAAUCUUCAAGAGUUGACCAGUCUAGCUGUCCUUCUUCAGCAAUAUAAAACUGACCACUUACCCUAUGUCCUUGUGCUGUUCUGCAGUGCCUACCUCUACAAACAGUCCUUUGCCAUUCCCGGAUCUGUGUUUAUGAACCUGUUAGCUGGGGCCCUGUUUCCAACUUGGCUUGGCUUCAUCAUUGUUUGUACCCUGACAGCCAGUGGUGCCACCUGUUGUUAUACAUGGUCCAAACUAUGUGGAAAGUCAUACAUAGUCAAAUACUUCCCUCAGAAAGUCAAUUUUCUGCAAGAAAAGGUGAAAGAAAACAUGGACAGUCUUUUUUAUUUUCUGCUGUUCUUGAGGUUUUUCCCGAUGACGCCAAAUUGGUUCCUGAACAUGGCUUCACCUAUUGUAAACAUUCCAGUACAUCUUUUCUUCCUGUCCGUGUUUAUAGGUUUAGUGCCAUAUAAUUUUAUAUGCGUGCAGACAGGAAGUAUGUUGUCUGAUCUCAGGUCUAUUGAGGAUAUAUUCACACCUUGGACAAUGAUCAAGUUAGGAUUUAUUGCCAUAAUGGCACUUGUACCUGGCCUGGUCUCCAAACGAUUGAAGAAGAACAUCAAGACAAAUUGAGAAUACCCAAGUGAAUUUACCAUUUAACACAAUUAUGUAUUGUUAAAUGUUAUAAAUUCAUAAUGUUUGUUUUACAUCGUUGAUAACAACCUCUUAUUUUUAUCAUUGUUGAGUUUGUAGAAAUUGUUUCAGGAAAUUUUUA